This is a messenger RNA of Nothobranchius furzeri (turquoise killifish), 2102 nucleotides long. It is a transcript of the gene zc3h15, whose product is annotated as zinc finger CCCH-type containing 15. Gene Ontology annotation, cellular component: cytosol. The record is from RefSeq and is a predicted model, not a curated record. Gene Ontology annotation, biological process: cytoplasmic translation. Gene Ontology annotation, molecular function: metal ion binding; mRNA binding. Lineage: Eukaryota; Metazoa; Chordata; Actinopteri; Cyprinodontiformes; Nothobranchiidae.
GUGUGGCCUAAACGGCGCCGCUGUUGCUGCCGAGUGCUAGUAACAUCUGCUUCAUGAGGGGCUGCUUUCACAUCCAAAAGACCUCUUUUCUAGUAGUUUUACCCACUUUUACUUCCCACCGCUGCUCCUGAGCCAACAUGCCGCCGAAGAAACCGCCCCAGCCCGCGGGGAAUAAAAAAACUCAGGAGAAGAAAAAGGAAAAGAUCAUUGAGGACAAGACUUUUGGUUUGAAGAACAAGAAAGGGGCCAAGCAGCAGAAGUUCAUUAAGAACGUUACUCAGCAAGUCAAGUAUGGACAGCAAAGUGCCAGACAGGCCGAUGCAGACAAGACGAGUAAGAAGGCCGAUAAGAAGAAAGAGCUGGACGAACUCAACGAGCUGUUUAAACCUGUAGUGGCGGCCCAGAAAGUCAGCAAAGGCGUCGAUCCAAAGUCGGUGCUGUGUGCGUUCUUCAAGCAGGGCCAGUGUACCAAAGGUGACAAGUGUAAGUUCAGCCAUGACUUGUCCAUGGAAAGAAAAUGUGAGAAGAGAAGCGUUUAUGUGGAUGAAAGAGACGAGGACUUGGAAAAAGACACUAUGGAGAACUGGGAUGAGAAGAAGCUGGAGGAAGUGGUCAACAAAAAGCACGGAGAGGCUGAGAAGAAGAAGGCCAAAACUCAGAUUGUAUGUAAGUACUUCCUGGAAGCCAUAGAGAAUAAUAAGUAUGGCUGGUUCUGGGUGUGUCCAGCGGGGGGCGACACAUGCAUGUACCGACAUGCCCUGCCGCCUGGCUUCGUUCUGAAAAAGGACAAAAAGAAGGAGGAGAAAGAUGAGGGGAUCUCACUAGAGGAGCUGAUAGAGAACGAGCGUGCAGCUCUGGGUGCAAACGUAACUCGGAUCACACUGGAGACGUUCCUUGCUUGGAAGAAGAGGAAAAGGCAGGAGAAGGUGGACAAGGCGAGGGAGGAGAUGGAGAAGAAGAAAGCAGAUUUUAAAGCUGGAAAGUCGCUAGUGGUGAGCGGCCGUGAAGUGUUCGAGUUCCGCCCAGAGCUGAUUGAGGAUGACGACGAUGAAGCUGAUGAUUCUCGUUAUGAUUAUGAAAUGAAGGACGAUGAUGAUGAGGAGGAAGAGGUUGAUGCUACAAAUAUCCAGGACAUAGACCUAUCCCGUUUUAUUCCCCAAGAGGUGGACAAUACAGGCAUCACUGUAGCGUCUACAGACCGAUUCAGCUCCAGAACGCAGGCAAACGCAGCUAAAGAGGAUCCUGAGGAGCAGCUGAACGGUGCGUGUGGUGGCGUUGAAUCCAACGGCCUUCCAGGAGCAGAGGGAGAGGAGGAAAAUGGAGAAGUGGAUGAUGAAGAAGAGGUACCGGUGGAUGAAAACUUGUUCACGGGAGAAGAUUUGGAGGAGCUGGACGAGGAGCUGAACACAUUGGGUCUGGAAGACUGAAGGAGCGUGUGAGGAGGAGUUGGGAUGGACUAGUGGAACUAGUGAUGGAUGCAUGGAGCUACACAUCAAAGAGACCAGACGUUUGAUUUUAACUUUCAGAGACUCCAGUAAUAAAGGCUGAUUCUGUCACAUCACUGCCCGUCUCCGCAUCAGCCCUCAGCAGCAUGGCCGUGCUCUUCAGGCGGACUCACGGCCGGUCCUGUCGGCGUCCAUCUGACGGUUUCCAUUCAAAGAUUGUCCACAUUUGGUUGCCAGACAAACUUUGCUGGUUUUCACUAAACCUUCAUUUAAUUGGACUUGCUUUGCUUUUGUACCUCCUCAGUUUAGUGUUGCAUUCUGUGAUUUUCACACAGAUUACAGGAUUUAAAGUUCUAACGUCACAAACCUGAGACAUCUUUAUACUCGCAGGAGAAAAGAGCAGCAUCAGCUGUUCACCCACCUACGCCAAAAUUAACAUGAAGACGCACUUUUGUCCUCCUAGCAGAUCUGAUGCUUAAAUGAAAAUGGACGACUUGGUUUCGUGUAACUGAGGUAAAUAAAUCCAAGCUGUACCUGAUUGCUGCACCCCCCCCCCCCCCCCCCCCCCCCACCUGAUUUGUGCUUCUUGCUAGCCUGGGAUUGUAAAUAAUGUUCUCAUGGGUUGCCUCCAAACAAAAUAAAGUAUCUGUACAUUCA